AGUACUUGUUUAGUGUUGCUGAUGAAACGCUGAUUGAAAUCGGCAACCCCCAUCAGCUAAAUUCGCCGGUUUCUGCAGCAGAUAAAUUACAUUUGUACAACAACAUAUUAACGUUACGCACGAAAUUGUUUACUAACGUUAGCCAUGUCUCAAGACGGAUUUCAACCUACACUAAUAAGGACCACGCACAAUAACAACACGAGCAUGAGUAUUCAACAAACUCAGGCGCCGUGCCCGGGUAAAACGCCGAUACAAAUUCUGCAUGAAUACGGAACCAAAAUUGGUAACCUUCCCGUGUACGUGAUGGAAAAGGCUGAAGGGGAGGCACACCAACCCAGUUUCAUCUUUAACGUGACAAUAGGCGAUGUGUCCUGCACAGGUCAAGGAUCCAGUAAAAAAGCUGCCAAACACCAGGCCGCUGAGUCUGCCCUGAACCUUCUGGAAAUAGACGCUGGGACACCCCUUCACAUGAAGACGGAGAGUAAUGGCAUCCCAGCAGAGCCCAACGACCAACCCAACUCAGUGGGCAUUCUGCAGGAGCUGGCACUGCAGCGGGGAUGGCGCCUCCCUGAAUACACUGUUCUCAUGGAGGCAGGCCCACCUCACAAGAGAGAGUUCACUGUUACCUGCAGAAUGGAGUCACUGACAGAGACAGCAAUGGGAAAUUCUAAGAAGGUAGCCAAAAAGGCAGCUGCGGAGAAGAUGGUGGCAAAACUUCAAAACCUGUCUGGCUGUCCUGAAAUCACAUGGACCCCGAAGCCCAGUGUCCGUCUGGAGAACUUGCGUAACUCCUCGGCAGAGAAGAUGUCUCUCCUGAGAAGGAACCCACUCAGCAUUCCCAACACCGACUAUAUCCAGAUGAUGCUGGAGCUGUCCAAUGAGCAGGGUUUCGAAGUCACAUACUUUGACAUUGAUGAGCUGACUGUGAAUGGGCAGUACCAGUGCCUGGCAGAGCUGUCCACCUCACCUGUCACCGUAUGCCAUGGCACGGGCAUCUCCUGCGGCAACGCACACAAUGACGCCGCGCACAGCGCGCUUCAGUACAUCAAGAUCAUGGCUUCUAUCAAAUGAAUGAUCCUAGUAAACAUCACAACUGUUUCACCUGCAAUACAUAUUUAAGGAUUGAGGGAAAAAAAACAUUUAAUCACAGCUGAAAUGUGUAGCUAUCUUCCAUCAACCAUUAUGUUUUCACUCAUUACCAGUGUUCACUCCGUAUGAAAUUGGUAGAUAUUGAAGGCAGUAUCAAUAGGAAUCAUGCCAUUCAGACAAAACAGUCCAGUUGUUGUUUUUAUAACAGUGACGGUCUACACCGUUCAUCACCUAUGGUUUCUGUCAGCUAUUUUCAAGUUACUUUGAGAAGAUAAGUGAAGAGAAAAAAAAGCUAAUCCAAUGGGGGUUAUGUACCAUAGAAAAACAAGGACAAAGGAAUAGAAUGGACACUAGUCUUGAGAAAGGCCUUGCUGUCAAAAUGUCGACAUAUCGAAAACAGUCUCCAACUUAUCUCCUUGUCCUUGUUUUUUUAUAAGCCACUUUGAGGACAUGCAAUCAUUUAUUAAAUGAUACACAAUUUAAAACUGUAUUGCACUGAACAAAAUGAGUGAGUGGAAACCGGUUUGGACUCAUUUACGUAUAAGGUUAUGAGAAAAUAAUGAAUUUUACGUAAUCUUAUAGGUACAUUUUCAAAUACUAAUGAAGCAUAUUGAAAAGGGCCUACUGGAUAAACUAUGUAGGAACAAAAUCAAUACAUUAAGUUCACAUUUGUAUUUGGUUUGAUCUUCUAAAUUAUCUCUGCUUUAUUUAAUCGGUUAUUUCUCUCUGCCAAAUCAAGAUUCAAUUACUUGAGGGAAAUAUGUUUCCAUAGCAAUAUUAACCCCUAUUUUCCAAUCAGCUUAUUAAAAAGAUAUUCCAUUAUCAUUUUGUUUGAUUUUAGAGUAAAGGUUUUGAGCUUUGGUUGGUUUAAGACCAUAUUACAGUUUUUUUUUAUUCGGUUUUAUUCAGUCAUAGGGAGAAGGACUGAGCAUUGGUUGGUUUAAGACCACAUUACUGGUUUUUUUAAUUCGGUUUUAUUCAGUCAUAGGGAGAAGGACUGGUGUUUUGUGACUACCACAUUUAUUUACAAAGAACACUACAAUUAAGCAGGUUUUUGUUUACAGUGACUAUCUCCCAACAAUUAUCAUUAUAAACAAACAAUUGCUCAAUUAUAAAGUUACAUUUAGCUUGUUUAGAUUCAAUUGUGCUCACAUAUGACAGGAUAUAAAACGACAUGUCUAGAAUAUGAAAACAUUUCCGUUUGUAAAAUAUAUCUUUUUUUAAGUUAAUGGUAGCAAGAUGGCAUUCUCGGAAACAUUUGGACAUCUCCUGACUUAGACUUCAAGACCAAGACUGCCAUUAUUGUCUCUUCGUGCUACAAAUGAGCAAGAGCCAAUAAUUGCAAUCUUGGUAGCUUUGAUGUUGAUGACUAAGCAGGUAGUUGCCCUGUUGUGUAUGGUGAUGUCAUCUUGCUCAGUCUGCCUGUAAUGUUGUAGCUAGCCUAGUUAUGUCAGCUGUGUAUGAAAUCAUGCUGCUGUGUGUGUUUGAAGGUUUUGAGUUUGUGUUUGUGUUGGCCCCGAAUUCCAUUUUGUCCUGAGUUACUAUCACAGAGUCUAGAUUGGGCGGUUUAAUCACAUUUUGGUUUCCUUUUAACAAGGUGUAUUGUAAAUCGUCUCAAUGUUUUGGUGGACUCAUCCCAAGCGUGUGCUGUGUACCUGACCAUAUUAAUACACAUUUAUUACAUGUGAAGUGUGACAGACCUGUUAAAUAAAUCUACCUGACAUUGGCCUCAUCCUA
Coregonus clupeaformis (lake whitefish) is the source of this 2826-nucleotide messenger RNA. It is a transcript of the gene prkra, whose product is annotated as protein kinase, interferon-inducible double stranded RNA dependent activator. The transcript is spliced from 8 exons. Lineage: Eukaryota; Metazoa; Chordata; Actinopteri; Salmoniformes; Salmonidae. Bases 145 to 1071 code for a protein of 308 amino acids. The record is from RefSeq and is a predicted model, not a curated record.